Paramecium pentaurelia is the source of this 879-nucleotide messenger RNA. The record is from the annotation of a GenBank genome assembly. Lineage: Eukaryota; Ciliophora; Oligohymenophorea; Peniculida; Parameciidae.
GAUGAAUAAAACACUCUAGGUAAAAGUUUUGAUAGCAUAAAUAAAUAAUAAUUAUGAUUUCAAGGCUAACAUAAAUCGAAUCAAUAUAUCCUUAUAAAAGUACUCAUCUAAAGAUGAAAUUGAUAUUUUAGUUUUCCCUGAAAUGGCUUUAAUAGGGUAUAAUAUUAAUAGAAUAUAUUAGAUACUAUUAUCCUGAUAAAAAUGCUAUAAAACCAUACUUAGAAUAAUAUGCAAAAGGACCUACUUAUGAAUUUUGCAAAUAAUUAGCUUUAAAGUUAAAAUGCUAUGUUGCUUGUGGGUAUGCAGAAAUUGAUGGGGAUAAAUUAUAUAAUUCAGCAGUUGUUGUUAAUAGAGAGGGAGAAGCUGUAUUAAAUGUAAGAAAGAAACAUUUAUUUGAAACUGAUAAAACUUGGGCAGAUGAAGGUUAAGAAUUUAAAUGUUUAGAAAUUAAAACAACAAAAAAUUAAAAAAUAAAGUUUGCAUUUGGAAUAUGUAUGGAUAUAAAUCCAUGGGAAUUCAAAGAUAAUAGUAAAUUUGAAUUAGCAGAUUUUUGUAUACAGAAUUAAGUAGAUGGUUUAAUAUUUAUGGCUGCAUGGAAUGUAAAUAUAUAUGAUUCUAUAUUUUAAGGAUCAUGAACCUGAUAAUAAUGACAAUAGUGGAAUAUUGGAUUAUUGGGUUUGGAGACUUAAACCUAUUAGAGAUGGUAAAUCUAAUAAUUAUCAUAAAUAAUUUCUUUUCGUUUGUUCAGAUAAGGUAGGAAAAGAUGAGAAAACAUAAUAUAUGGGGUCUAGUUGUUUGAUUAAACUAAAUCCUGCUAAAUUAAUACAAGAUUUAGAAAAAAAGUAAGAAAGCUAUUUAAUAUGUAAUGUUUAAUUGUGA